This is a messenger RNA of Saccostrea cuccullata (small rock oyster), 2720 nucleotides long. RefSeq lists its product as uncharacterized. Bases 313 to 2640 code for a protein of 775 amino acids. The record is from RefSeq and is a predicted model, not a curated record. The transcript has 3 exons. NCBI's taxonomy places the organism in Eukaryota, Metazoa, Mollusca, Bivalvia, Ostreida, Ostreidae.
AUGUUCUCAAAAGUGAAAGUAGAAUAAAUUCAUCCGCAGAUUCCCACCACACGCAUUGAAAAUAUUCAGGUUUGAAUUUCAUUUAGAUUAAUUAAAACAUAUUGAAUAUAGUUAAUUGUAUUAGGAGAAUACAAAUUUAUAAUUCAAUUUGGCUUUCAACAAAGAUACGAAAAUAACAUUUUCAGGUGAAAGAACUUCCGGUUAAAGGAAAAGAGGUUGAUCUCUCAUCUCACUGAUGUAAACUUUGCAGAUUUCCAGUGGAAUAAUGUCAGUAUAAGAUUUGACAUAAAUGUCCGUGCAGUAUGGGGGAGCAUGUCGACUGGUAAUGGGCCAUCCCAUCUAAAUGAAAUGCUCGGUACCAUGAACUCUCCUGGCCUAUCAUCUACUUCGUUUACUUCAAUUGAAAAGGAGAUUGGGGACUGGUGGCUUUCGGCUCUUGAGAGCAAUAUUUUAGAAGCUGGGGCACAGGAGCGCAGCCUAGCAAUAGAGAGGGGGGAUUACCAUCAAGAGGUCCCUGCAAUAACUGUGAUAACAGAUGGUGGCUGGUCCAAACGUACACACAAACAUAGCUAUAAUGCCCUUGGUGGUGUAGCUAUCAUUAUUGGGAAAGAAACAGGAAAGUUGCUACAUAUAGGGGUAAGGAAUAAGUAUUGUUUUGUGUGCCAAACAGCCAAGAACAAGCUAACAGAUCCAAAACAACAUGACUGUUUUAAGAACUGGGACUCAGAUAGUCAGUCUAUGGAGAGUGACAUAAUUGUGGAUGGUUUUAAGCAAGCAGAGGGUAAACAUGGAUUGCGGUAUAUGCGCAUCAUAGGUGAUGGAGACUCAUCUGUUUUUGCCAAGAUUAGGGAAGAGGUGCCUCUUUGGGGAAGGGCUGUUGAGAAAGAGGAGUGUGCAAACCAUGUUUGUAAGUGUUAUAGAUCAAACCUAGAGAAGCUAGUGACAGAUAAUCCUCUUUACAAAGGCAAGCACAAUCUUACUAAGAAAGUAAGAAUCCAGUUAGUUUCAGCAGUUCGAGUGAGAGGAAAACAAAAGGAAAACAAGGAACUUUCACCGAACGCUGCUGUCUUACAGCUUAAACAUGAUAUUAUAAACUCAGUACACCAUAUUUUUGGCAAUCACUCAAAAUGUUCCGAUUUCUGCAAAAUGACAUCUGCCAAUUCUUCACAAACCAAUAUUGAAGUCAAUGAAACUAACACCAUUGAUAAUGAUUCAAACUUCAUGAAUAUUUUUGAUGAACAAGUUCAGUUUUGGGAAGACGGGACAAGUGCUGAGGACAUGGAAAAGUCUCGUUAUGGUAGCUUCGACUUUCAAAAUGUUGAGCAAUUCAUUAUUCAGGAUGUUUCCCUGUUGUUGAGGAGGAUUGCAGAAAAGGCUGAGCGCUUGAUUGGAAAUGCAACAACUAAUAUUGCAGAGUCUUGGAUGCACAUCAGGUCUAAAUUUGAUGGUGGAAAGAUUCACAAUCUUUGCCAAAGAGCCUCAUGGCAUGUGAGAUGUUAUGGAGGGGGCUUACGCAUGAAUUAUGGACCACAGUGGUCACCAGUUGUUUGGAGGCAAUCAACGGCAACACAGCCUGGAUCAUUCUUUACUAAAGUUUUUCAAAGGCAGGAAGCUAAGUUGGCACAAAGUAAAGAGCACCAAAAGAAACCACAAACAAAGAAAAACCGUUUUCUGAAGAAAAUACGGAGUCUCAAGCAGAGUACCACCAAUAAAGCGAAGAGAGCUUAUGGAGAGAAGGCUACUGAGGUUUGUGAGGAUGUGACAGAUUCAGAAUUAGUGGCCAAAAAACAAGAAUUCCUCACCAAACAUGUCCUUGUCUCUUCCACUCAGAUUCAUCAAAUUCAAAAUUCCACAUUACAACAAUCAACUUCUGGACUUUGGCAUUUAGAGAGAACUAAAAGAAUCACAGCCUCAAAUUUUGGAAAGGUUUUUCGACGUAAACCCUCUAUUCCUGUAAAUAAGUUAGUGCAUUCCCUGCUCUACUCAAAUUUCAAAGGAAACAGACAUACUAGAAAUGGAUUACUGCAAGAAAGAUCUACAAUUGAAGAAUAUAAACUGAAAAAGGCUGAAGAAAAUGAAAAUGUUACUGUUCAAGAAUCAGGAUUAGUUAUUGAUCAUAACCACAAUUUUCUUGCAGGAAGCCCAGAUGGUAUUGUGUAUACUGCGAACGGGGAGAAAGGUCUGAUAGAGAUAAAGAAUUUAAUACAUAAUAAGCCUUUGAACCUUUUUGAAGCAGCAGACAAAAUUACUUCUUUCUGUCUUCAAAACAGAAAUGGAAAGUUGUUUUUGAAAGAGAACCAUGAUUAUUAUUAUCAGUGUCAAGGACUCAUGAACAUAUGUGGGACUGAUUGGAUUGAUUUUGUUGUGAGAACUUUGAAUCCCUAUCAUCUGUUUGUACAGAGAAUACCCAGAAAUGAACAGCUAUGGAAUAUGAUGUUGCCAAAGUUGAAAGCCUUUUAUGACAAAGCAAUUCUUCCGGAAUUAGCUUGUCCAAGAGAUGGAAAAAGUCCAGGAAUUAGGGAACCUGGGGUAUGGUAUACACCUCCCAAAGCUCUAAAUAACAACAGUAGAAGGGAUGCUGGGAAAAAACGAGGACAAUCAAAUGAGCCAGUUUCAAGAAAAACUAGGAAAAAAAGGUAGUUCACAUAUUAUUUAUACAAGGUAAAGGUCAAAUUAUUGGAAUACAAAGGAGGGUCUUGUACUAAGAAUGUUACUAUGAU